AGACGAGAGAAGCGGACUGAUUUCCUCUACUAUGGAUGGGAAUAUCUACGAUCAGUUUGGGGAGGCUAUUGACAAAAGGCUUGGAAGAGUGAGGGCUGAAGCCCAACGAAGAGCGGCAGCUGGGCCACCACCCCCUGCCAUGUUCAGGCUAUCGCAGGAAAAGGAGGAACCACCGUUUGGAGUGGAAGAAGUGGGAAGCGAUGAGGAAGUGACUCAAGGGCUACGAGGAGGAAGUGAGACGGAAGAGGYCAUAAUCAUCGAGUCAGAUGACGAGGAUGAGGAGGAAAGAACGGAGCGUCCGUCCGUCUUAUUUAAGAAGAUGGAAGACUUGUUGGAUAAGAUGGGGAGGUACCAACAGAAGUUGGUAGGUCUCUGUAAAGAAGUGAAAGAAUGGAGGUCUAACAUCCCCACARUAUUCCUCUAUGACUCCGGCCCGGAGUCAGCGCCUGGGCGACCUGGAGUAAAUAUGGUGGGGUCGUGCCCACAAUCAGGAAUGAGGGGGAGACCUAUCACUCCGCAAGCCCGGUUGGCGCAGGCAGCGCGAACGAGGAAUCAAGCCAAGGCCAGUACCAGUCAAGAGCCUCCAAGGGGGGAACACGAACCAGGGAGAAGGAAAGAGGYUGUGGAAGUAGAGGACGACGAUGAUGAAGAGGAAGAGGACGAGAGGCUGCGCAGAGAAGAGGAUCAGAGAGCGGAGCAGCUGGCAAGGAAAAAGAGAACCAGGGGAGAGGCCGAACCGGUCAUACAUGACGGACCGCCCAAAAAAAAGAAAUACGCGGUCCAGUUGGAAGAGGGCUUUGAUGUAGAGAAGGUGAUUGACCGGCUGCUGGAAGGGCAUAAUGACCUCAUGAUCCUGAAGGAAAUCCUAGCGUCAGCCCCGCGACUCCGCGAUGAACUGAAGGGGAGGUUAUCACGGCGCCUGGUGCCCAAUGUCCAUCUGGGUACGAUCCUGCCCAAGGAGGCAGAGUGGGCAGAGUCAGCUACGAAGAUGGACUGGAAGUGCGUAGCCUGCGGUACGGUGGAUUUGAUGGUGAAGGGUUCCAAGUGCGCAGCAAUGGUGGACACCGGGGCAGAGAUGAACAUUAUUCGGGAGGUUGACGUAAUCGGAUUCGGGCUGGAUAUAGACCGUUUUGACUGCGGUAUUCUGCAUGGAGCCAGCUGUAAGGCCAUGUUUUGCGGGACAGCCUCGAAUGUGCUCGUCGAGGUUGGAAAGGUGAAGGCCAGGGCACGUUUCUUCAUAAUGCUAGACGUGGACCAUGGAAUCCUCCUGAGGAGGUCAUUCCUAAGCAGGACAGAGACCGUGAUGUUCAACAAACAUGAUGGGACGUUGAUCCUCCUCUUAUGCGAUCCUGUCUGCGAAAAUUAUGAAAUAAUUACUUGCAGGAAUACCGGGCCAAUGAGUAUAAGGAACCGGCCCAAUCCAGGAUCAUUCACAAUCGAGGAGUCGGAAGGGGAGCGCAGGAGGCUCUGGGCAGAGCCCGAAGCAGGAGAGAGGGUGGAAGUAUUUUCCCUCAGCUUGUCAGAUGUUGGGAAGACCAUGAACCUGGUGGCCGCGCAUGAGAUGGCAGAUCCGGAUGCCAUCCAGGCCUUGAGGGAACAAGUUCUGGAAUGCUCAAAGGCAGGAAGGCGGUACAAGACGGUAGAUAAGAAGUGCCGCCUGGAACCCGUCCUCGUUACAGAGGACGAGGAAGCAUAUUACGAGAGGGAACGAGGGUUGAUUCGACGAAUGAGGGAAAGUGCUUUAGCAGGGCCAUGUCGUAUCAACGAAGGGAACGAGAAAGAGUUGAUCAUAGGGGAUUCUGAUUUCCUGCUGCCUCAGGAGCGAACGUUAAUGGUGGAAUUAAUGAAGAGGAAGCAUCGCGCCUACGCGUUUCGUAACGAGGAGCGUGGCAGGCUAGACGUAGAUAAGAUACCUAUGAUCCGCAUCCACACCGUGCCACACGAGCCUUGGAACAUGAGAGGGGCGCGAUAUCCCAAUCCUGACGAGGAAAGGAAGGUGGUGGAUUAUCUCGACGGCAAGAUACGUACUCACGUCGCCGACUAUUCAAGUGGACCGUAUGCGUCCCCGUGGUUCUGCUUUAUUAAGCCUAACGGAACGCCGCGGUGGGUGCAGGAUUUGCAAAGAUUGAAUGCAGUGACCGUGCGAGAUGCUGGAGGACUGCCGAAUGCAGACGCGCUGUCGGAAUCCUGUGCUAUAAGGCCUAUAAUUUCGCUUAUAGACCUUUACUCAGGAUACGAUCAGUUCCCAGUCUACCCGCCGGAUAGGCCGGUGACAGCUAUGCACAUGCCGCGAGGAUUAGUCCACAUGAACGUGGCCCCACAAGGGUGGACCAACGCAGUAGCAAUGGUCCAACAGACCAUGAUUCGGGCCAUGCAGUCAGUCAGCCCCCGUAUCACACAGCCAUACAUUGACGAUUUGGCAGUGAAGGGGCCGGCGAUGAAAGAGAGCAACGAAGUCUCACCAGGGGUAAGGCGCUUUGUCUGGAAACACAUCCUGGACCUCGAAAAGGUCCUGAGCCUGCUCGAAGAGCAUAACCUCACGGCAAGCGGGGCCAAAUCCAGACACUGCAUGAGGGAAGGGACUAUCUUGGGGAUCGUCUGCACUGAGAAGGGCCGAAGGCCGGAUGUGAAGAAGUCGGACAAGAUUACUGAGUGGCCAAUUCCGUUCCACUCAAUAACUGAUGUCAGGAGCUUCCUUGGCUCGUUGAACCCGGCAGGGAAUGUGGACGAAAUACCCGAGAGCCAGGACGACGAGUUCGAGGAAGGGGAAAUUAAGGAAGCUUUUCGUGCAGAGGAGUACGACGGGAUCUACCUAGAGCUGGGGCUUCUUCUGUCAUGUGAAAUGCGGCUAAGAGAUGUGAGCGAUAGGGCUCAAAGGAUGGUGCAACGCUACUUAGUGCGAGACGGUCACCUUUUCGUGAGAAGGGAAGUGGGAAAUCCCAGGAGAGUCGUCUGCAGUAGGAAUCGUCAGAUCGACGUCGUAGCAGCGCUUCACGAUGGUAUUGCAGGAGGACAUCGAGGGGUACAAGCCACAUAUGCCAAGAUAAGUGAGUUGUACUACUGGGAUGGGAUGAUGGAUAUGGUCGGAAAGUUCUGCCGAUCUUGCGUACCUUGCCAAGAAAGAUCUUGUUUAAAGCAAGGAGAGCCGCUGCAUCCUAGGCUAGAGCGAGAGGUGGGGGUUGUAGUGCAUCUCGAUCUACUUUUUAUGCCACUUGGGGAUCAAGGCUAUAACUAUAUCUUCGAUGUGCGCGAUAACUUGUCUGGGUUCGUAGACGGGCGUGCUAUUCGCACAAAGACGGGGUCAGUCCUGGUGAGCUGCAUCGAGGAGUACUACCUGCGUUAUCCUUUCAUCAGGGAAUUCGUAAUGGACAGGGGAUCAGAGUUUACCUGCCAGGAGGUGCAAGAACUGUUAUCAAGGUAUGGUGUGGCAGCCAACUACACCACGGCUGCGCACCCCCAGGCAAAUGCUCYCGUAGAGAGAGGACAUAGUACCAUUACGAAUCUCCUGGCCAAAUGGACCGAAGAUAUUUCUCGGUGGAGGGCGUCGCUUCAGGGUGAGGGGCAUGGAGAGCAGGCAGAGGAGGUGUCACGAGAGGAGGUGCCACGAGAGGAGGCGCCACAGGGGGAGAUACCACGAGAGGAGAUGCCACGGGAGGAGGUACCACAGGAAGAGGUCCGGGGUACUCAGCGAGAGAGAGGGUUGGGCGAUGAGGGGAGACGUGCAGGGAAGGAAGUGAUAGAGGUUGGAGAGGACACGCCCCCACAGGCGCCAGCAAUGGAUUUGAGACUCGGGGAUGCACCAGGUAGCGUUUGUCAAGCAGAGGAGAGAUUGCGGAAAGAGGAGGCCCUACUUCCUUCAUCAGAGAGGGCUCCAUCGCCAGAGGGGAGAGCCGGCAGGAGGAGAGAAAGGGCAGCUGUAAGAAGGGAAGCCUUAACCCUGAUUGAUAGGCACCUAGCAGCUUAUGCCCUGGAGCAUCCAGACCUGGAGGAGCCAGCACCUGCUGAGCCGCGCCGAGAGCCGUACCAACCCGAGAAGGAGAUGGAAGCAGAGAUCCCAAAGAGGGUCGACCUCCGCACGAGGGAAAGGGUGCCAGCUGGAGAGACGGCUGAAGAAAAGAGGGCGAGACGAACCAGGCGGAUAGAUGAGAUAUGGCAGGAGAGGCAGAGGUUGGAGGCAGCGGGGGAGCUCCCGGAGCAGCAGCAGGAGAGGCAGAGAUCGGAGGCAGCAGGAGCACUCCCGGAGCCUCGCCAGGAGCCACCUAUGGGGAGGGUUAUCCUGGAGUCAGAGGAGGCGAGAGCACAGAGACAGGCGGAGAGAGAGGCGUUCGAGUUCAGAGCCCCUACCGAGCCCGCGACACUGCCAGUAGCAGUGGCGGGCCCAGUCGUACCUUUGGCAGUAGAGGAGGGGCUGCCACCAUCUAGCAGUAAGCCGGCUCAGGGCUCAGUAAAGGAAUCCAUGGGCGUGCUCCUUGAGGCGGUGCAUACUAUGCAGGAGGAGGUGAGUUUGUUUUCACCUGAGCAGAGGAUAGAGGAGCCUCUUGAGAGAGAGAUGGGGAUUGAGGAGGAGGGUGCCAUCGAGGGCAGACUCCAGAGGAUAGGCACACCUGAGUAUGGACCAGAGGAGAUUGAGGAGCAGCCCACGGCAGUGCCAGGGGCGACACUCGAGAGGAGGCCUCAGAGGUUGGACACGCCCGAGUACGUCCCAGCGACAGAGGAUUUGAGAGGCAGACUAGGAUCUUGGGCUACUGGAUCUGGGUCUGGUAGACUGGUUUCGGGGACAGAGCAGCAGGAAGUCGUUAGUACCGCAGCUCCUCGAUCAGAGCAGCAGGGGGGUGUCGGUACCUUGGUGGGAUCUCCUUUAUCGCCACCUCCUCAGCCCAGGAAGAAGAAGUUCAAGAGAAAGGUAGAUCAGCUAUGUUUUUACUGCAAGAGGGACGUGCAUCUAGCUUUGGACUGUCUCGAGUUUCUUGAGGAUAAGGCAGCAGGGAAGAUCUCAGAGGUAGGGGGUAAAAUGUAUGAUAGACAGGGUAGGAUAGUAGAGAAGUCCGCAGAUGGACUUAGGGCUCAGUUAUAUAGGCAAAACCAGGAAGAGUUGAGAAGGUAGGGUCGGUUUUGUCUAUAUAAGUGAGCGAGCAUUUUGUAAGGCAUC
This is a messenger RNA of Chara braunii, 5149 nucleotides long. NCBI's taxonomy places the organism in Eukaryota, Viridiplantae, Streptophyta, Charophyceae, Charales, Characeae. The record is from the annotation of a GenBank genome assembly.